Messenger RNA from Hyposmocoma kahamanoa, 2325 nucleotides. RefSeq names its product beta-1,4-mannosyltransferase egh. The transcript is spliced from 3 exons. Lineage: Eukaryota; Metazoa; Arthropoda; Insecta; Lepidoptera; Cosmopterigidae. Gene Ontology annotation, molecular function: beta-1,4-mannosyltransferase activity. Bases 68 to 1444 code for a protein of 458 amino acids. Gene Ontology annotation, cellular component: cytoplasm. The record is from RefSeq and is a predicted model, not a curated record.
UUUAAGUUUUUAUGUGUCAUUCGGUUGGUUGUGAUUAUAAAAUAAUAGUACCAUUGGGGAAUAAAGGAUGUUGAGAGGAAGAGUGAAGCAUCUAUUCCAUUGUGUUUUUUUCAUGUUUUUUAUUUUACUUUUUCUAUUAUUGGCUGGAGCCAUAAGUCUAGAUGAUAAAGACAAAGAAUAUGUUGACCCAUUAGCUGCAUAUGGGAUUCUUGGUACAAUAAUCUUGUACAUCCUUAGACUUCUCACCUUGCUGACAAUACCACAGGUCCUGUGCAAUUUUGCAGGACUUACACUUUUUAAUGCUUUUCCUGGAAAAGUUAACUUGAAAGGUUCACCACUGCUUGCACCUUUCAUUUGUAUCAGGGUUGUUACAAGAGGGGAUUUCCCAAAACUAGUAAGAGAUAAUGUCACAAGAAACAUGAAUCUCAUCACUGAUGUGGGUAUGGAGAACUUUAUGAUUGAAGUUGUGACUGAUAAAGCAAUCAAUUUGCCCACACACAGGAGAGUGAGAGAAGUAGUUGUUCCUGCUGAGUACAAGACAAAGACUGGUGCUUUAUUCAAAUCUCGAGCUCUGCAAUACUGCCUGGAGGACAAUGUUAACAUCCUCGCUGACACUGAUUGGAUUGUGCAUUUAGAUGAAGAAACUUUGCUCACUGAAAAUUCUGUUCGUGGGAUAUUGAAUUUUGUACUCGAUGGUCAACAUCAGUUUGGCCAAGGGCUGAUCACAUAUGCUAAUGAAAAUGUCGUCAAUUGGUUGACUACUCUAGCUGAUAGUUUUCGAGUUUCUGAUGAUAUGGGAAAGCUGAGACUGCAAUUUUAUUUAUUCCACAAGCCACUGUUUAGUUGGAAAGGAUCUUAUGUUGUUACACAGGUUGGAGCUGAAAAGAAAGUUUCUUUUGACAAUGGUCUUGAUGGAUCAGUGGCAGAAGACUGCUACUUUGCCAUGAAAGCUUACAAGGAGGGCUACACAUUCAACUUUAUUGAAGGAGAAAUGUGGGAAAAAUCGCCUUUUACAUUAUGGGAUUUCAUGCAGCAACGGAAAAGGUGGAUUCAAGGUAUUUUAUUAGUAGUUCAUGCUAAAGAGAUACCUACUGUUACUAAAAUUUUUUUAGCAAUAUCGUGUUAUUCAUGGGUUACAUUACCACUAUCGACAAGCAAUGUAAUUCUGGCUAGCCUUUGUCCCAUACCUUGUCCACAAUUCUUGGACAUUACAUGUGGCUUUAUAGGUGCUGUUAAUAUUUAUAUGUACAUUUUUGGUGUGUUGAAAUCAUUUCCUAUACACAGAUUUGGUCCUGUUAAAUUCCUUUUAUUUGUUGCUGGGGCAUUGGCUACAAUACCUUUAAAUAUUGUCAUAGAAAAUAUUGCUGUUGUAUGGGGUAUAUUAGGUAAAAAGCACAAAUUUUAUAUAGUCAAUAAAGAAAUCAAGAUUCCAGUGACUGUAUGAUUUGUGGUGCAGUAUUUCAUAUCAUUUUAAAUUUUGAUGUUAAAGGAUAAGUGCACAAAAUACUUAAGUGGAAUAAUCUUACACUUAUUCUGAAGUGUAUUAGUUAGAUAUUUGAUUUAGGAAGUACUUAUAAUUGAAGAUAAAUACAAUCGCCAAACAGACAUAAUGUGAGACGUUGUCUUUAAUCUGUUUACCAAAGAGGGUUAUAGCCUUAUUAAAGCGUUAUGGAUAUAGCAUGGUAAAUUUGCUUUUAUAUACUAAAACGAUUUUAUUAAUGCACAAUGAUAAGAAACAGGUGGUUGGUGGUAUCAACAUAGAUGUACUAAUAAUUUAUUUUUGGAUGCUUUUGUUAUUUUUACUUGGUGGUAUUUUUUAUAUUUGCUGUAUAUUCUGAUUGUACUGUUAAUACAUUUUUCAAUUCCCGUGUUUUAUUGUACGGACGGCAGCACAUCAUGCUACACAUUGACGAAUCUUGUGCCGUUGCACGGGAGGCGAUAUUCGUGUAUAGCUUUAUGUACUGACGACUGUACAUAACCUUUUGUAUAUUAUUGGCCUAUUCAAAUGUACAUACUACAUACUACAUAAUAAUGAACGUGAAAUGUAAGUCCUCCAUCGUUGCUCUCGAUUGGACUGCUUGAAGUAUCAAUUGCACUAAGAGCAGUGGUUUUAAUCCAAACGAAUUUUUUUAAACUCCUGGUUGUAACAUUCAAAUAAUAAUUUCAAAUGAUUGCUAUCGGACUUGAUGAUAUAAAUAUGUAUCGUGACUUUACGAUCUCACGAAUAUCAUACGGGAUAAGUAUAAUAGUAUAGUCUUUUUUUUGUUAUAAUAUCAAGUACUAUACAGUCCAGUAGUGGAAGUAUGUAUUGUGUAUGGACCAUCG